Molecule: messenger RNA, 2325 nt
Organism: Conger conger (European conger)
Lineage: Eukaryota; Metazoa; Chordata; Actinopteri; Anguilliformes; Congridae
Gene: rprd1b
Product: regulation of nuclear pre-mRNA domain containing 1B
Exons: 8
Coding region: 389-1393 (334 amino acids)
Biological process (GO): mRNA 3'-end processing
Cellular component (GO): RNA polymerase II, holoenzyme
Molecular function (GO): RNA polymerase II complex binding
Source: RefSeq, a predicted model, not a curated record
GUUGUGUUUGUGCUGCUAGCCAGCAGCUGCAUAAGCUGUCGUAAGAGAAUCUUGAACAGAAUCGACAGGGCAAAAGAGUUCAUAAUUGAUUCCCUGUGGGCACUACGAUUUAAUAAAAAUAAAAGCCUUGUGGCUUAAAUAACCAGGGAUCGUUGGUGCAGAAUGCUUCUGCAUGCAUGCAGCUAGCCAGCGUCACCUAGCCAGGUAAAUCUUGCAGAUCCAGAUACUUUAGAAAGAGUUCACUAACCAGGUUUUGGACUGCAGAAGUGUGGACAUCUAACGACCUGCUAACUGUGGUCAGGGACUAUACUGUUGAAUGGCACUGUCACGAUAGUGCGGGAGGAACGUGGAGGGAAAGCGGACUGGAUUUAUUUCGAUAAGUGCAAACAUGUCAUCUUUCUCUGAAUCUGCGCUGGAGAAAAAGCUAUCGGAACUUAGCAAUUCGCAGCAGAGUGUCCAGACUCUGUCGCUGUGGAUAAUUCACCACCGAAAACACGCAUCGCUCAUUGUGCGUGUCUGGCACAGAGAACUUAAAAAAGCAAAAAAAGGCAGGAAGUUGACGUUCCUGUAUCUCGCCAAUGACGUGAUCCAAAACAGCAAGAAGAAAGGGCCCGAGUUCGCCCGAGACUUUGAGGGUGUCCUGGUAGACGCCUGCUCCCAUGUGGCGAGCGAUGCGGACGAUGGCGCAAAGAAGCACAUGGAGAGGCUGCUGAACAUCUGGCUGGAGCGGAACUUGUAUCGCUCAGACUUUAUCCAGCAGCUGAAACUGGCCAUAGAGGACUCCAACAGCCCCCAGCACAAGGGCGCAGAGGAAAAGAAGGGCAUAAAACGAUCAUACCAGAAGGUCCAGGAAGAGGAAGAGGAGGAGGAGGAAGAUGAGGAUGAUGACUACAGGGGCCACUUCUCUCCGCGGGAGAGUGACAGUACGGGGCCCCAACUGACGGAGGAGCUGGUGAAGGCACUGCAGGACCUGGAGAAUGCUGCCUCAGGCGACGCGGUGGUGAGGCAGAAGAUCGCGUCCCUGCCUCAGGAGGUGCAGGACGUGUCCCUGCUGGAGAAGAUCGCAGAUAAGGAGGCGGCGGAGAGCCUGUCUCAGACGGUGGACGAGGCCUGCCUGCUGCUGGCCGAGUAUAACGGCCGCCUGGCGGCUGAGCUGGAGGACCGCAGACAGCUGGCCCGCAUGCUGACCGAGUACAUCCACAGCCAGCGGGGGGCGCUGUCCGAGAGGGAGAGGAAGCUGGAGGAGUACAAGCAGAAGCUGGCCCGGGUGACGCAGGUCCGUAAGGAACUCAAGUCUCACAUCCAGAGCCUUCCGGACCUUUCUCUGCUGCCCAACGUCACGGGGGGGCUGGCCCCGCUCCCGUCGGCCGGGGACCUGUUCUCCACAGACUGAACCCCCCACCACACCCUCCACCCCCCCGGCUGAGGAGGCCACAUGCCCCGAACUCUCUCCCGACUACCCCCACCCCUCUUCAGAGAGCUGCCUCGGCAGAGAAGACCCGUUGGAGGGAUUGGUUCGACCCCCUGUGUGUGGGAGCGGGCAUUGACUUGCUGCAGCAGCAGAGUUUUAGGAUUUCUAUAGAUACACAUGAGCAGCUACAUGAGCAGGGACAUUCCAGGCGUCUCCCCCAGGCGGGGGCCCAGGUCCGUACUGGAAAAGGACUGACCUCAACGGUCACUCUUGUCGGCCACCUCAUCCGUCACAGAGACGCUCGGCGUGGCUGGGUUGGGUGAGCGUGAAAAAUCCCAGAAGGCAAAGGUCAGGCAUGUCGGCGCUUCUUUUGAAGAGCCCAACGUUUCAGACCACAGAGACUGAUUCUAGUGGAGUAUGUAAUGACUGAAUGAGUUCAUAUUGUGUGUGUGUGUGUGUGUGUGUGUUUCUCUCCAUUUUCUCCUUUAAACAUUUGUAUACAUGUAUUAGGACUCUUUAACAUGCUGCUCGCCAGUUUGUUGAGGAGGGGUAGCGUGCAGUCGCCCAGGUCAACGUUAGCUGAGAAACCUUUCGCUAAUUCCACACGCUCAAACUGAAUCGCGUUCAGAAUGGCGUUCCUGAGCUGGAAAACCUUUUUAUUUCUCCCUGUUGUCCUAUGAUCUGCGUCGAAUGAAACUGACAAGAUGUGUGCUCGGCUCUGCUGUACUGAACAUUGUUUACAUUCUGAUAGUUUGGAAUUCAUGUGAAAACAGGAAGCACUGUACCUGCUACCGACGAGUAUUGUGGGUGAGUAAGGUUGCGUAUUUUGGUCGCAGCAUUUAAUUUUAUUUUUUGGUGGAGAGAAUGGAGAGCGAUGAGUUUUAAUAAAGAAAAUCUGCCUUCUGUGACGCUAA